Molecule: messenger RNA, 392 nt
Organism: Cloeon dipterum
Lineage: Eukaryota; Metazoa; Arthropoda; Insecta; Ephemeroptera; Baetidae
Exons: 3
Coding region: 66-392 (108 amino acids)
Source: RefSeq, a predicted model, not a curated record
GGCCGACACACAUCGCUGCAAAGAAACUACAAAUUCUCAUCAAUACCGGAAAUUAAAUUCUCAGAAUGGCCACAUGCUCUGGAUACUCAGAAAUUCCAUUUCGUGGUCCCUGGGAGCAGGGUACCAUCGACAAGAGCUAUCUGCAAGCGCUGCUAGCAGUUGAUCACGACUUAACCCUGAGCGAGGACACUUGCUUGCAAUUGAUCCGACUGUUCAGCAAAGAAGGAGGCGAUGAUAUCACUAAUGACCUCUACUACUCGUAUGUCAAUGAUUUGGUCACCAUGUGGUUGAACGUUUAUAGGGAACUGCUCAACCGCUCGCUUUUCAUCACCAGGAAUACCGUGUGUAAUGGUUGGAAACCGAAUUCUAUUAAGCGCUCCAUAUUAUAUUAA